This is a messenger RNA of Cyphomyrmex costatus, 1643 nucleotides long. It is a transcript of the gene Usp39, whose product is annotated as ubiquitin specific protease 39. The record is from RefSeq and is a predicted model, not a curated record. Lineage: Eukaryota; Metazoa; Arthropoda; Insecta; Hymenoptera; Formicidae. The transcript is spliced from 9 exons. Gene Ontology annotation, molecular function: zinc ion binding; cysteine-type deubiquitinase activity. The coding region runs from base 120 to 1643 and encodes 507 amino acids. Gene Ontology annotation, biological process: mRNA processing; spliceosomal complex assembly; protein deubiquitination.
UAUGUGAAUUUUUUCGUGCGAAUUAAUUAUUUUUGAACAGGUUUAUAUACGCGCCCAUAUACGAUGUGAAUUUUUGCGUGUGUGUAGUUCCUGGACUUAUAUGCCAGAAAUUGUUAGCAAUGGCGUUCGACAGACGAAAUACUUUGAAACGAAAAAUAACUGAUACUGGCAGCGACUCGGACAAUGAAACGGAAAAGACUGUGAAGUACAUAAAAACGAGAUCGGAGGCGCCACGAUUGUGUCCAUAUUUGGACACGAUUAAUCGACAAUUUCUGGAUUUUGAUUUUGAAAAGUUGUGUUCUGUAUCAUUAUCUAGGAUUAAUGUAUACGCUUGCCUGGUUUGCGGCAAAUAUUUUCAGGGCAGAGGCACUAAUACUCAUGCUUAUACACAUAGUGUAGCAGAGAGUCAUCAUGUUUUUCUUAAUUUACACACGCUCAAAUUUUAUUGCUUACCAGAUAAUUAUGAGAUAGUAGAUUCGUCCCUGGAUGAUAUUAAAUAUGUAUUAAAUCCAACUUUUGAUAAAAUACAAAUAGCUCAACUAGACAAGAGCGAUAAACAGUCUAGAGCAAUCGACGGCUCUAUGUAUUCACCAGGAAUAGUAGGAAUGAAUAAUAUAAAAGCAAACGAUUAUUGCAAUGUCAUUUUACAAGCACUUUCGCAUGUUACACCUUUGAGAGAUUUCUUUUUAAGAGAAUCUAAUUAUGCUCAUGUAAGGAGACCACCUGGGGAUUCAUCGUAUCUCUUGGUACAAAGGUUUGGAGAACUUAUGCGCAAAUUAUGGAACCCACGUAAUUUUAAAGCGCACGUAAGCCCACAUGAAAUGCUACAAGCAGUAGUUUUGUGGAGCAAGAAAAGAUUUCAGUUUACAGAGCAAGGCGAUCCUGUGGAUUUUUUAUCGUGGUUCUUAAAUGCUCUCCAUCUAGCGUUAAACGGUACAAAAAAGCGUGAUUCUAGCAUCAUUUAUAAAACAUUUUUGGGUCAUAUGCGAAUAUAUACGCGAAAAAUACCACCAUUGGAACUAGAGGAGAGCCAAAGAAGUGAAUUGUUACACACAGUGGAGUACGGUGAAACUGUGACGGAAAGUCCAUUUUUAUAUCUCACUUGCGAUCUUCCGCCACCUCCACUAUUUAAAGAUCAAUUUACAGAGAAUAUUAUUCCACAGGUAAAUCUGUACACACUCCUGAACAAAUUUAAUGCCGUCACUGAGAAAGAAUAUAAAACUUACAAGGAAAAUUUCAUGAAAAGAUUUGAGAUUACCGAACUGCCACCAUAUCUCAUACUUUACAUAAAAAGAUUCACAAAAAAUACAUUUUUUGUUGAAAAAAAUCCAACAAUUGUGAAUUUUCCUGUUAAAAAUGUUGAUUUUGGAGAUAUUUUAACACCGGAAGUAAAAGCUAAGCAUCCAUGUACAACGUAUGACUUGGUAGCUAAUAUAGUACACGAUGGUGAACCUGGACAAGGAACAUACAGAGUCCAUAUUCUGCACAAAGCCACAGGCCAAUGGUAUGAAUUGCAAGAUUUGCACGUUACACAAAUUUUACCACAAAUGAUUACUCUUACUGAAGCAUAUGUACAGAUUUAUGAGUUAAGGAAAGAUACGUACAUGGAAAAUGGAGAUAGUAAAAAUAAAAAAACUAUGUGA